Molecule: messenger RNA, 1049 nt
Organism: Notechis scutatus (mainland tiger snake)
Lineage: Eukaryota; Metazoa; Chordata; Lepidosauria; Squamata; Elapidae
Source: RefSeq, a predicted model, not a curated record
GCCCUGCCACCCAAGAGAGCUGGGUCCGUGGGUGUAAAGAAAUCUGCUGUGGAUAUCACCCCUGGCCUGGCAACCUGUCUUGCCCAGAAAGCGUGGAAGGCCCAGGCCGCAGCCGGCGCGACGGUCGGAGCCGUUUUGGCAGCCCUGCUGCAGGAUGCGUCCCUGCCCUGCUGUCCCCCUCCAGCGCUGCCCCUCUAUGGUCCGCGCCCGGUUCAAAGCCUGGCUUGCCCCAAGCCCCAUCUAGCCUCAUGCAGGAGGCCUUCGGGGGACCCAGAGCUGCGGACAGGAAGGUGAAGAGCCUCCUCAUGUCAUGUCUGAAAGGGCAGCAGGUCAUCCUCAAAAUGGAGGCCAUGAAGAUCAUCCACCCUGAAAAGUUCUCCGAGCUGCAGGGCUCCCAGUCACGCUACGCCCCGGCCCCCCGCCGGGACCCUCCCCUGGUGGCCAAGCGGGCCUGGCCCACGGAGUCCGAGAUCAUCGUCAACCAGGCCUGCGGGGACAUCCCAGCCUUAGACCACAACCCGGGGUCUCUGGGGCUGUCGAGGACCCCACCCCUGCCCCGGCGGGAGAGGCUGUAUCCAGGACAGCGCAAGGGCAGCUCUGACCUCUGCUACCACCGCCAAGCUCCGGCCCCGGACGAGGUGAUCGUCAACCAGUAUGUGCUGCGCCCCUCCACUCCGCCCGAGCCCCUGGAGUGCCCCACCUGUGGCCACACCUACAACUUCACCAACAAACGCCCGCGCAUCCUCUCCUGCCUCCACUCGGUAUGCGAGGAAUGCCUGCAGAUCCUCUACGAGUCCUGCCCCAAGUACAAGUUCAUCUCCUGCCCCACGUGCAAGAGGGAGACGGUGCUCUUCACCGACUACGGCUUGGCCGCCCUGGCGGUCAACACCAGCAUCCUCAACAGGCUGCCGGCCGAAGCGCUCUCGGCCAACCAGGCGCAGUGGAGCGGCGAGACCGACCGCAGCUGUUACCAGACCUUUCGCCAGUACUGUGGGGCAGCCUGCACCUGCCAUGUCCGGAACCCGCUGUCUUCGUGCGCCAUUAUGUAA